Messenger RNA from Ceratitis capitata (Mediterranean fruit fly), 3214 nucleotides. RefSeq names its product suppressor of hairless protein (gene Su(H)). The record is from RefSeq and is a predicted model, not a curated record. Gene Ontology annotation, molecular function: DNA-binding transcription activator activity, RNA polymerase II-specific; RNA polymerase II cis-regulatory region sequence-specific DNA binding. Bases 845 to 3010 code for a protein of 721 amino acids. Gene Ontology annotation, cellular component: nucleus. The transcript is spliced from 5 exons. NCBI's taxonomy places the organism in Eukaryota, Metazoa, Arthropoda, Insecta, Diptera, Tephritidae. Gene Ontology annotation, biological process: regulation of transcription by RNA polymerase II.
AAUGUUUAUCAUAGAUCUAAAUUUUACCCCUUAUUGUGACAAUAUAAUUCCCUUUUCACUGAAAGUCGCAGCAUUGGUCGUUGGCAAUGCGUCCAACUGGGAAUGAAACGAAUUUAACAGCGAAACAAAAAUCAGCGAGUCAACUGUAGAGCGCUCAGUCGGUGUUUUAACUUUAAAAUGAAAAUAACUUUUGAAAUUUAAAUAAACUUAAGCUCGCAGAAGUUGAAAAAUUGACAAUUCAGGUGUGUUAAAUACAAGGAAGUGGUGACCAUAAAAAGGAUUUAAUGUGAAAUGAAUUAUCCGGCGCUUGUGUUGAAUGCAAUUUGUAUGUGAAACAAUUGUGAACAAAUAGAACGAAUGGGAGUGUGAACAUCUGUCAGUUUGCGGUCGCGCUGCUUCUUCCUUUCGUCGCCACUGUGCAUUAUUGUUGUUGGGUUGUGUGCAGUUUUGUAUUGUUUUUUGUUUUAGCAAAACGCUUUGCUGCCAUUAAAAAUAUACAUAUUAUCGUGUUUGCAAACAAAUAAAAAGGAGUAUUUAGUCUAAUACAAGAAUUUACUAGUUUUAAUGCUUAAAACACAAAUUUCGAAAAUAUAUCCAAAAAAAUAUUGUGCAAAUAACAACAAAACCCGCGAAUCAUUCACAAAUAUUAUACACAGUAACACAAGUGCCAAAUUUUUAAAUGCAACUUUGCCAAACUUUUACACAGCGGAAAAUAAAAAUAUAUCCAAACAUUUUAUAGAAAGUUCAAUUAGCCGUCUUAUCGCUUAUAGUGUUGUGCAAACAUGGAAUUGUGCACGCUACCAAACUUAAUUGCCUGCCACAGCGUCGCAUAUACAAUUGCUAAAUGAAGAGUUAUAGUGAUUACCAUAUUGGCACCCCUCCCAGUAGCACCGCAACAGCAUUGGAGCAACACUUGGAACAGUAUAACCCCACAGCUAUUAGCACUUUAGUCAACGGGCACCACCAUCAUCAUCAUCAUCAACAACAACAACAACAGCCGCAACAUUCACCAGCACAUCAGAAUCAGCAUCAACACCAUCAGCAAUUACUUCAUCAUCAUUCAGGACAUUUACACGAUCUGAACGAUUCGCUAUCACCACCUUCAUCAAUACAUUCACAUAACUCUGCCGCCAUAUCAACAGCUGUUGCAACAUUGUCCCAAAUGCCCCACUUUGGACUUGCGGGUGUUGGCGGUGCUUAUGCCCAAACGCCGCCCAGCCCGCCGGUGCAUCAUGCACCUGGCGUCGUCGGUAUGGGUGGUGGUGGUGGUUUAUUGCCACCUAGUUCGCCACAUCAUCAUCAGCAACAACAGCACCAACAGCAGCAGCAGCAACAACAACACCAUCUUGCUAUGCUCCCGCGUGGUUUGAAUACUGGCAACAGCGGCGGUUGUGCUCCACUAAUGUCUACCGGUUUGAAUUCUAAUGCAGUUGGAGUGCCAUACCGGCCACAUAUUGAGGAUAAAAAAUUGACUCGCGAUGCAAUGGAGCGUUAUAUGCGCGAACGUAACGACAUGGUCAUUGUGAUUCUACAUGCCAAGGUGGCGCAAAAGUCAUAUGGCAAUGAAAAGCGUUUCUUCUGUCCACCACCAUGCAUUUAUCUCUUUGGCAGCGGUUGGCGUCGUCGUUAUGAGGAAAUGCUACAGAAAGGCGAGGGUGAGCACUGUGCGCAGUUGUGUGCCUUUAUUGGCAUUGGGUCCUCGGAUCAGGAUAUGCAGCAACUGGAUUUGAAUGGCAAACAGUAUUGUGCCGCUAAGACGCUUUUCAUUUCUGAUUCGGAUAAACGAAAACAUUUUAUGCUUUCGGUGAAAAUGUUCUAUGGCAAUGGCCAUGACAUUGGCGUCUUCAAUUCGAAACGCAUUAAAGUCAUAUCGAAACCGUCGAAGAAGAAGCAAUCGUUGAAGAAUGCUGAUCUGUGUAUAGCGAGUGGCACGAAUGUGGCGUUGUUUAAUCGCUUACGCUCGCAAACCGUUUCAACGCGUUACCUGCAUGUGGAAAAUGGACACUUUCAUGCCUCGUCGACGCAAUGGGGUGCUUUCACGAUACAUCUGUUGGAUGACAAUGAAUCGGAGUCGGAGGAGUUUCAGGUGCGCGAUGGCUAUAUUCAUUAUGGAGCGACGGUGAAAUUGGUGUGCUCUGUGACGGGUAUGGCGCUGCCACGUCUCAUCAUACGCAAAGUAGAUAAACAAAUGGCAUUAUUGGAGGCUGACGAUCCUGUAUCGCAGCUGCAUAAAUGUGCUUUCUACAUGAAGGACACGGAUCAUAUGUAUCUGUGCUUGUCACAAGAGAAAAUCAUUCAAUUCCAAGCGACGCCAUGUCCAAAAGAACCAAAUAAGGAGAUGAUAAACGACGGCGCCUGUUGGACAAUCAUCUCAACCGAUAAAGCAGAAUAUCAAUUCUACGAAGGAAUGGGUCCUGUGGGCUCUCCCGUCACACCGGUGCCAAUUGUUAAUUCUCUGAACUUGAAUGGUGGCGGUGAUGUCGCAAUGUUGGAACUGAGCGGUGAUAAUUUUACGCCGCAUUUACAAGUCUGGUUCGGUGAUGUGGAAGCAGAAACAAUGUAUCGCUGCACGGAAACGCUUUUGUGUGUGGUACCAGAGAUCUCACAAUUUCGUGGUGAAUGGUUAUGGGUGCGACAACCAACGCAAGUGCCAAUCUCGCUGGUACGUAACGAUGGCAUUAUAUACGCGACGGGUCUGACAUUCACCUACACACCGGAGCCGGGUCCACGACCGCAUUGUACACAGGCGGAGGAUGUUAUGCGUACACGCAAUGCGACCACAACAACAGCGACAAGCAGCAAUAAUGUCAAUAAUAACGCCGGUAGUCUGAGUGGCAACAAUAAUAAUUUAGGUGGCUUAAACAACAACAACAAUGUGGCACAUUCACCCGGUGAUGGUGGUGGCGGUGUUGUUGGCAGCAAUACAGCAGCCAGCCAUCAAAUGCACCAAACACUACCCUCCAUGAGCGAAGUACAAUGGAAUACGCACGGCGGCGGCGGUUUGUCCUGAGUGAAGGUGACACAAAGUGGUUGGGCAACGACAGCGGUGACCAGGGCAAUGCCGUUGCAUUGCUAUUAUUGGUGUAUCGUCAGAUGUCUCUAAUAAAUAAUGGGCGCAUGAAUAUUUAUGUUUAAGUAAAUAGUAAAUUGAAUGCGAUGGUUCUCUUUUUAUUUAAAGAAAUUUUCGAGGAAUUUAGGAAUUUUUUAAUCUUGU